AUGGUCACCCCUCCUUACAUGGUCACCCCUCCCUACAUGGACACCUCUCCCUACAUGGUCACCCCUCCCUACAUGGUCACCCCUUCCUACAUGGUCACCCCUUCCUACAUGGUCACCCCUCCCUACAUGGUCACCCUCCUCCAUGGUCACCCUCCCUACACAGACACCUCUCCCUACAUGGUCACCUCUCCUUACAUGGUCACCCCUCCCACAUGGUCACCCCAUGGUAACACCUCUACACCCCACCGCGACACCUCUCCCCACAUGGUCACCCCUCCCUACAUACAUGGUCACCCCUCCUUACAUGGUCACCCCUCCCUACACGGACACCUCUCCCUACAUGGUCACCCCUCCUUACAUGGUCACCCCACCCUACAUGGUCACCCCUACACGGACACCUCUCCCUACAUGGUCACCCCUCCCUACAUGGUCACCCCACCCGACACAGACACCUCUCCCUACAUGGUCACCUCCUUACAUGGUCACCCCUCCCUACAUGGUCACCCCUCUCCCUACAUGGUCACCCCUACAUGGUCCCCUCCUACAUGGUCACCUCCCCCUCCUACAUGGUCACCCCUCUCCUACAUGGUCACCUCUCCCUACAUGGACACCCCUCCCUACAUGGUCACCCCUCCUUACACCUGA
Molecule: messenger RNA, 645 nt
Organism: Haliotis rubra (blacklip abalone)
Lineage: Eukaryota; Metazoa; Mollusca; Gastropoda; Lepetellida; Haliotidae
Product: DNA-directed RNA polymerase II subunit rpb1-like
Exons: 2
Coding region: 1-645 (214 amino acids)
Source: RefSeq, a predicted model, not a curated record